Molecule: messenger RNA, 5642 nt
Organism: Epinephelus moara (kelp grouper)
Lineage: Eukaryota; Metazoa; Chordata; Actinopteri; Perciformes; Serranidae
Product: polypyrimidine tract-binding protein 2-like
Exons: 17
Coding region: 74-1645 (523 amino acids)
Biological process (GO): regulation of RNA splicing; mRNA processing
Cellular component (GO): nucleus
Molecular function (GO): mRNA binding
Source: RefSeq, a predicted model, not a curated record
CCAUUUUGCUUACACUGUCCAGGCAUCGAAUUGUGCUGAACUAUCAACAGACAGAAGAGGACAAAGAGCUGCAAUGGACGGUGAUGUUGCGGUUGGUGUGAAGAGAGGCUCAGAUGAGCUCAACAUGUACAGUAGCAGCCCCAACUCUAUGACUGCAAACGGCAGUGACAGUAAGAAACAGCGUCUGGAUGAAUCCCCUCCCUCCAGAGUUCUCCACAUCAGGAAACUUCCAAAUGAAGUGUCAGAGACUGAAGUCAUUGCCUUGGGGCUGCCCUUUGGAAAGGUCACUAACAUACUGAUGCUUAAGGGGAAAAACCAGGCAUUUCUGGAGUUGGGUACAGAAGAAGCAGCCAUUACUAUGGUUAACUACUACACAGCUGUCACACCACAGGUCAGAAACACUCCUGUCUUCAUCCAGUACUCCAACCAUAAGGAACUGAAAACGGACUCAGCUCUGAACCAGAGGGCCCAGGCAGUGUUGCAGGCAGUGUCAGCAGUGCAGGAUGGAAGUUCUCCGUCCUCUGACCCUGGAGUUUUGGACCUCGCUCCACCCCCCAGCCCUGUUCUGCGAAUUAUUAUCGAUAACAUGUUUUAUCCUGUGACACUGGAUGUUCUGCAACAGAUCUUCAGUAAGUUUGGGACCGUAAUGAAGAUUAUAACCUUCACCAAGAACAACCAGUUUCAGGCUCUUCUGCAGUUCAGCGACCCCGUGAAUGCACAGCAAGCUAAACUGUCUUUGGAUGGACAGAACAUCUAUAAUUCGUGCUGUACUCUGCGGAUAGACUUCAGUAAACUGGUCAACCUCAAUGUCAAAUACAACAACGAUAAGAGCCGAGAUUACACCAGACCUGACCUUCCUACUGGAGAUGGAGAGUCAGCCAACAAGGAUCAUUCUUUGUUGGGUACCCCAUCUGGAGCGCUAGCUUCCUACUCUAGUGGAGGAGGUUACUCAUCUUCUCUCUCCCUCUCACAGGGUGGAGGAGCCAUUAGUCCGCUGAGUGCUGCAGCAGCAGCGGCAGCAGCUGCUGGUCGUGUUGCUCUGUCUGGGUCUGGGGUGUCCGGAGUUCUGUUGGCAUCCAACCUAAAUGAAGAGAUGGUCACGCCUCAAAGUCUCUUUACCCUCUUCGGAGUCUAUGGUGAUGUCCAGAGGGUGAAGAUCCUCUACAACAAAAAGGACAGUGCUCUGAUACAGUUGUCCGAUGGCAACCAGGCUCAGCUGGCGAUGAGCCACUUGAAUGGUCAAAAGGUGUUUGGUAAAGUGAUGAGAGUGACACUGUCUAAGCAUCAGACUGUGGCUUUGCCCAGAGAGGGUUUGGAUGACCAACUACUAACUAAAGAUUUUUCUGGCUCACCACUCCAUCGCUUUAAGAAGCCAGGAUCCAAAAACUUCCAGAACAUUUUUCCUCCCUCUGCAACACUUCAUCUCUCCAAUGUCCGGGAGGGAGUUGGAGAAGAUGAUCUACGACUUCUGUUCUCUAAUAGUGGAGGAACUGUCAAGGCCUUCAAGUUCUUCCAGGACCGUAAGAUGGCCUUGAUCCAGAUGACAUCAGUAGAGGAAGCGAUCCAGACUCUGAUGGAUCUCCACAACUAUGACAUGGGAGGGAAUCACCAUCUCAAAGUUUCCUUUUCAAAGUCUACAAUCUAACCCUCACACCUUAAUCCUAAACCUUAAGAUCUAUGACGAGCGAGGAAGUCACUAUCACUUGUCUUCUUUUCAACAUUUUCUGUUAACCUCUCCUGCACUAUUCCCAAACAUUUAAAGGAGCAGGGUGUAGGAUUUAGGGGGAUCUAUGUGCAGAAAUGGGAUAUUCAUAGCUAUAUUUUUAUUAGUGUAUAAUCACUUCAAACUAAGAAUUGUUGUGAUUUCGUUAGCUUUGAAUGAACCCUUCGUAUCCACAUCAGGAGCAGGUCCUUGUCGUAGGAGUCAGCUAUGUUGCACCGCCAUGUUUCUACAGCAGCUCAGAACAGACAAACCAAACACUGGCCCUAGAGUGGACCUUUCCCAUUUUUACAUUACCUUAAGGCCACUGUAGGUUCUCCUAAACUCUUGGAAAGCCAGGGGUGAGCAGAGGGGGUAUUCAUUUGGUUGCAAUCUGCAACCUCACCUCUAGAUGCCACUAAAUCCUACAUACUUCUCCUUUGAUUAAAUAGCAAGAUAUUUUAUCACUGAAAUGUGCGUCAGUGUCCAAUGUUUCAAACGCACAUUAAAUCUUUAGAAAUACUUCUCAGUUAAAGUAUUUAGAAAUUCCACAAAGCAAAUGUUCUUGAACAGAAAGAGCAGUACGUACUAGGGGUGGGCGAUACCACAAAAUUUGGUUUUGAUCCGAUACCUAGUAAUACAAGGCCACAAUUACUGAUAUUGAUAUUGAUACUGAUACGAUAUUUUUUUCAUAAUCAAAAAUGUCUGUUUUUUAUGGAGGAGAAAGCAGUGCACCAUGAUUUAUGAGGUGAAUAAUCAGUCUACUUACAUAAAAGCUAAUGAUGACCAAUAAGUGUCAGUGUCAGAGGUCUGGAUGCUGAGGCAUUUCUCUCCUUCCCCUCCCUUAUUUUGGAUGCAGCUUUAAGUUCUCUUUCUCCUGUUUUUCCGCUUUCAUUAAUCUAUCACUGCUAUCAUAUGCCUGAAUAAACUAGUCAGGCUUGAACAUAAUUUCCACGGACAGCUGUGGUCAUGCAAAUGCGCAAAUUGUUGUAUACAUAGUACAAUUCAGGGUCGCAUCAGGCCCCAGCAGUAAACAGGAGGGCUGGGAGUUGAGCUUACUGCAGACAUUGGGUGAAAGUAAGAUUAAGGUGAUGCUGGGUCUGGUGGAAGCUGAUUGAGUGCAGACAACAAGAAAGCGGAGAAGCAAAGAGUACAUGCACAAUGGAAUGUUGUUUACACAAACAGUUUUACUCUUGAAAUACAAAUAGGUGCAACAGAAGAGAGAAACAAAUCCCUUUUUUCGUAUCAAUCCUAUUGACGCUAUGAUCAGUCUUUAACAUGAAAACCUAGUAUUGAGAGUAUCGAUAUCUCCAACCUAAGUACGUACAUCAGUCUUGACCUGAAGGCAGUUUGCAAAAUUUAAAACUCCUGCUUUGACCCAUACAACAACUCAAAGAGCAACUAAACACCAGCUAAAAUUCAAGUUUUGUUUACUUCUUGAGGCCUCACCUUGCUGUAGUGAUGUAAACGUUUUCUCUAGGGUGAGUGCGUACACUGUAACAUCACUGCUAAAUGUGGCUACAGGUGCACACUUCUGACCACACCCACCCACAGCCAUCAGUUAUGCUGUUCAGAGGUAACACGGACCUGAAACCUUCUACCAGAGCGCACAGUGAGACACUGCUUUUAGCCUGCUUUAAAGGUGUACAUGCAGGAAUAGUCAGUUACUGUUUGUAAACAGUAUCGCCAGCAAAUCUGAAAGCCAACCCUAGAAUUACUCUCAAUUUGGAACAAGCUUUGUCCGUUUGGCAUUUCGCCUCUGUUUUUGUUGUUUGUAGCUUCCUGCUGGAUGCGUGCUGCUUCUAGUCUGGUCACUACCUUUUUAUUAAGUCCCAGCCUCACCUGUGGGCUUGGCCAGGGAUGUCCUGGCCGCAACUAAGUGAGAAGUAAACAAGAAAAUCCAGGCAGAGGGCAGAGUCUCUGCAGAUAAAUCCACCACCACACACUGAGAGUGGGUCAUAAUUGCUGAUUGAGAGGGAUUACUUCUGUAUGUCUAUACAUGUCUUUUUGGAGGGGUGGAAUCCUGCAUAAUAAACCUUUAAAGCAGUGGAGGUUUUUACUUAUUCAUUUAAUCUUUAUCACUGCUAUGUACAAAUAGCACACCUUUUUUGUAUAUCCCUACCAAGUGUUCACCUGUCAGUAUGGCAUUCGUCUCUUUUUCCUUAGAUUUUAUGUUGUGGUUUGAGUUCUGCAAAACCAAACAGAAUUUACAGAAUUGUUUGUUUGUUUUUUGCUGUUUUUUAGCUGUGAUCCCGAAUGAAUAGCCUAUGUGCAGAAUUUAGCAGAUGUUUUUCUGCUUUUAAUUUUCAAAGUUUUUUUUUUUUUUUUUUUAAAUUAAAAUUAGCUGAGGUGUCGUUGGAAUACAUUGUGUCGCUAAUCUAACUUCCUAACCAUUCUCUUGUGUUCCCAAGCAAAUAUUUACCCCAACCUACCAGCUGUUAUCCAUACAGCCACUUACCUUUCCUUGUGGUAGUAACUCUAACACAACAUCUCUGUCAUGACCGAUCCCGUCACCACCAUGUCAUCAAUCAUGUAACACGUCUUUCCCUAUUUGGUGGGCACCCAUCAGCGGCUGUCAUUUGAAGAUGUGUUUUACACUAUGUAGUUUCUGACAGUGUGCUUGUUCACACCUCCAAAUGUUGUCCUGUUCACUUGUGCACUUUGGUGCAUUCAAAAUAAAACUAAACAAAAUAAAAGCAUUUUUAUUUGAGCUACAAGCAUAAACUAGUAGAUGGAGUUGUCACUAACGGCCAGAGCGAGAUACAUGCUGUUCUCGCCUCUCCUCUGCAAUGUAAAUGUCACCAGUUUUACAUUACCAGCACCCCAUUUAAUACUUUGUAGGCAUGUUAGAAACCUACACUACAGCAGCUUGCAGCUUUAAUGAUUUAGCUGCACUGCACAGAAUCAUUUAAAUGUACUUUAAAUACCAGAUGUAACUAAACUUCUGUCCCCAGAAGUCCUCAGAGGAAAUAGAAUGAACAAUGUGUAUAGCGUUGUGCAAUUUCUAAAUGUCAAAAGGCAGUUUUUCUUUUCUUGCUGUUAUUUCCGUAAUUGAACAAUCACGCCGAAGCUACAUGAUUAGAAGCAACUAGGAUAUAUAUCUAUGAUAAUGUUGAAAGGCAUUCUGGGAAAUGGGAAUCAUAACUUGAAGCUAGUGAUGCUCCUUGAGGACAAUUGAAUACUCCUGAUAUUUCCUUCACAAAAUAUUUUUGAAUGUAUUGUCAGUAACACAUUGCUGACAUGUAAAGAUACUGAGGAUCCACAGGUGGAGCUUUCAUUAAAGAAUAGAUCCGCAUGUAAAGUUCCUGUUUUAAAUCCCACCCAGUCUUUUAUAAACCAUCGCUGUGAGUGGGUGCACAUACAAAUACACAGGAUGCAUGCUAAUGCUAUCUGUUUGGACAAGGUUUCAACAUGUGAUUCUGGUCUUGGUCUCUGAUUUUGGGUGGAGGCCUGUUGGGACCAAAGUACAUGUGCCUUUAGUCUGUGGUCUGGUUUGAUCUGUUGUGUCUUUAAACAGAUGAUUUUACUGGUAAUGUCUGUUGAUCUUGUGUUGUAAACCUGUAAAAACAGAUUAUUUUGUUAAUUAUUUUUUAGAUAGAAGUGAACCUUGUCUAACAACAUGUUUGUUUAUCAAGCAGAGAUGCACAGAAAACUGGGUCAGUGUUUCUACUGAGGUCUUCUCCAAAGUGUGUUUUUAUUUGUCAACCAGCACUAGUUCUUUCUCACAGCUGAAAAGUUUUUUUUUCUGCUAAGAGGUUGUUGUAAAUGGUCAGCUUGAGUUCAAUUUCUUCUUUGUUCAAAUUCAGAUUAGCCCAAAUUAAACACCUUUUUUUCUACCAACUAGCCCAAUGAAAUAGUGUGUGUGUUUGUGUGUUCAAACUGGGUUCAGGCCUCUGCUCUCAUCUGUAUCUUACCUGUCAAUAAACUUCCUUCACUCUGUUCA